Eleginops maclovinus (Patagonian blennie) is the source of this 4626-nucleotide messenger RNA. RefSeq names its product opsin 4xb (gene opn4xb). The transcript is spliced from 9 exons. Gene Ontology annotation, biological process: cellular response to light stimulus; G protein-coupled receptor signaling pathway; visual perception. Bases 703 to 2349 code for a protein of 548 amino acids. The record is from RefSeq and is a predicted model, not a curated record. Gene Ontology annotation, cellular component: plasma membrane. Lineage: Eukaryota; Metazoa; Chordata; Actinopteri; Perciformes; Eleginopidae. Gene Ontology annotation, molecular function: G protein-coupled photoreceptor activity.
GCUUGGUGCACAGCUGGUGUGACGGGUGAGGAGGCUGCAGGCUAACAUUGAGUGGACGGACAGUGACAAUGUGCCAUGGCUGGGGGAUUUAAUAUACUGGAUGGAAAUGAUCAACUCCAUAACCCAAGUAUCAAACAGGAAACAUUAGGGAGAAGACAAGUUGUUGAACUGCACACUGGAGGGGAUUAACUGGAUGGAUUGGAUGUUUCUUUUAUCUUUGGUACAUGUGGAGAUUACUAAUGCCUGCAUGGCUUUGGACGUCGUCUAGCUUAACAAAGAAGUCAAAGAGGAUCUGUUUUUCCACAAUCUACUUUUUGUUACAGAUUAUUUCUGAGUAAUGUAAAAACGUGUUAUAUUUGCCAUUACAACAAUUAUAUCAUUUUUUACAGAUAACCCCUUUCAUUCUUUCAGCUUUUACUCCAAGAGGAUACAUAUGGACUUCACAUUUCACAUCUUCAAGUGGCAAUCACCUGCUGCUUCGUAUUUGGUACUCAGUACUGAAUGGAGGGUUUGUGAUGGCAAAAAAAGGGCUUCACUCAGUGAAGUGAAUCUCCUCUCCAUUGAGUAGGAUCUAAAGAAGGAUCUGUACGUCUUUUGCAAAUGAAACUACUAUGGGGAACAGACAAAGGCAAAACAAAGUUUACACUUCGGUUAACCCACUGCAUCCUGCCAGGUAAUCACUCCUGAUGAGGUGUUUGAACCAUGUGGUCCACUGAGAGCAUGGAGCCAGAGAAAGCUCACACCCAGAGCAGCUUCAUAAACAAGGUGGAUGUGCCUGACCAUGCUCACUACAUCGUCGCUUUAUUUGUCUUUGUCAUUGGGAUCUUGGGCAUUACUGGCAACGCGCUGGUUAUGUUUGCCUUCUACAGUAACAAGAAGCUUCGUAACCUGCCGAACUACUUUAUCAUGAACCAGGCAAUCAGUGACUUCCUCAUGGCUUUCACACAGUCCCCCAUCUUCUUCAUCAACUGUCUCUAUAAGGAAUGGGUGUUUGGAGAAAUGGGCUGUAAAAUGUAUGCAUUCUGUGGCGCCCUGUUUGGCAUUACUUCCAUGAUAAACCUACUGGCCAUCUCAAUUGACCGCUACCUGGUGAUCACUAAGCCUCUGCAGGCCAUUAACCUGAGCUCCAAGCGAAGAACCACGAUAGCCAUCCUCAUGGUCUGGCUUUACUCUUUGGCUUGGAGUCUGGCUCCUCUUGUUGGAUGGAGCUCCUAUAUCCCUGAGGGCCUGAUGACAUCUUGCACAUGGGAUUAUGUUACAUACACAAUGGCCAACAGGAGUUACACGAUGAUGUUGUGCUGUUUUGUUUUCUUUAUUCCACUGGGAAUCAUCUUUUACUGUUAUCUCUUCAUGUUUCUGGCCGUACGGAAGACUGGCAGGGAGGUAGAGCGUCUGGGGACCCAGGUGAGGAAAUCCACCCUGAUCAAGCAGAGGUCGUUAAGAACCGAGUGGAAGCUGGCAAAGAUCGCCUUUGUCGUCAUUGUGGUUUAUGUCCUCUCCUGGUCACCGUACGCCUGUGUCACAAUGAUUUCCUGGGCCGGUCAUGCCAACAUCCUGUCGCCAUACUCAAAGGCUGUCCCUGCAAUCAUAGCAAAGGCGUCCACCAUCUACAAUCCAUUCAUCUAUGCUAUUAUACACAACAAAUACAGGAUGACUCUGGCAGAAAAGUUUCCCUGCCUCUGGUUUCUGUCUCCCACUCCUCGAAAGGAAUGCAUCUCCUUCUCCAUCAGCGAGUCCUCUCUCAGGGACUCCAUCAUUAGCAGACAGUCCACAGCAUCAAGGACUCACUUCUUUAGAGCCUCGCAUGACAUGGUAUUAAGGGAUGUUGAGAUGGAACCGUUGGGAAGGAAGUCAGGUGUUUCCCUCAGAAGCAUGCCAUCGUACAGACAGUCUUCCAGAAACAGGUCUUAUAAGAAACAAUUAGAGCGGAAUACAGCCAAAACCCAAGCGGCAGAGGAGUAUCCAUCUACCAUGAAUGAAACAUACUGUGACCAUGAGCUGGUUUGUGGUUCUCUCACUGUCGCCACCCUCCCCCUACUGGUCCUCACCAGGAAACGCAGUCAGAGUCUAACUGAUGAGACUUCAGACUCAAGCGAGAAGAAAGACAGCAACAGGGAUCCCCAUAAGAGUGAAUCCUUCGAUUCUCAUUUUGGAAACAUACCAACCAAUGAUCCUAGAUCACCUCAGGGUGUUCCUCGCAUAAUUGUCAUCAGUCCCACAUCUGAAAGCAGCCUUAUCAACCAUGACAGUGUCUGCUUAGAAGACAGUGUUGAGGCUAUGGAGAACAAUGUUUUUGUCAGCAUAAACUUCUCAUCAGAAGUCUUUGAGGCAGUGGAGCUGCUGCCUUGAUAAGCUGGACUUUGGUUGACUGUGCAAUGUUUUUUCCACUGAAGCUUUAUUAUUUAUUGUGAUUUUUCACAACAGACAUAUUCUUCCUUACUUUUUUGUUUGUUUGUUGACUCAUCUUGUCAACUUAUACAAUUAUGUUGCCUGUAAUAGGAGUGCAUAAGGGUUGAUACUCAAAAUGAAACAAUAUGACCUGGCUCUGGUAUGCAGUGUUCAGUGUUUUCAGACUUUGGCAGAGGCUGGUGCACCCCAAGGGACAGCAUGGGUAGAAGCAUGUUUUUAUUAGAUCCCACAAAAAGGGUUUAAAAUUAUAUCAUCGGGGCCAAUCACUAACUGUACUCUUAGUUCAGCUAUGAACAACAAUGUGUCCAUUUAAUGGAUUAUAUGCUGGAGACUGAAGAGGCAAUUGCAUUUGAAAUUAGACCAUUUUAUUCAAAUCAUAUUUCCACAUGGGAAUAGGAGAAAAUGUAAACUUAGCAAAAACUAAGUUGCUGAUAAUUUUUUGUUCCUGUUUCACACAAACACUGCUACAGCAUAACAAUUUAGGAAGGAGACUAGCACAAUAACUUUAGGUUGUAAAAAUGUUGGAGAGUAAAAAGGGUAUGUAUAUUCAAUUCUUGUCUUGUGGUAGUAGUUGCUUUAGGGAAUGUGGACCUCUCAGACUUUGUUUGGCAGCAAGACAGUGGUAAAAUGAAAAAUGUGAGACUCUUAUGUAAUGCUGGUAAAAAAAAGGACAGGGCAGAGGCAGUCAAAAGUGUCUCAUACCAAAAAAAAACGUUUAACCUUUGCGGUGACUUUAACAUGUCUUGCUCAAUGUGUGGACACUGCUUUAUAACAAAUGCUCCACUGAUCCCCUGUAUUAUACCCGUUCAUAAAAAAAUACUGUUGUGUUGCUUAUGAAUGCUACAGUGUUGUUUCCAGUGAUCUGAGUGUUAUUCCAAGUCCCAUCAUAGGCAGAAAGCACUAGUAACAUGGUGUAUACACAGCACACAAGAUCAAUCAUGUUAACAGAAUAAUUUGUUAUUGUUAUCAUAAUUGUUAUUAUUAUUAUUAUUAUUAUUAUUAUUAUUAUUAUUAUUAAUAAUAAUACUAAUAAUUCUUUAAAAUAUCCACAAAACACAAUCACUCCAUUCAAUGAAUAGUGCUCACUUACUCAUUACUAAUAGAAAAAAUAAGCUCUUUAUUCCCACACUUGUGAUAACUCUUUGGUGUAAUAUCUGUAUCAUCUGCGUUUUAACAGUUGAUACUUGUGCAUCUGUUGUUUUUGAACUCAUUAUUGAGAUCAUUUGCAUUAUUAUUCAAAUACAUACAAUAGGAAUAAAACUGUUAUUUUAGUGCCGGAGUGGAAGCAAUCCUGAAAGGCUCCUCCUUUAUUCAGAUACAUCUAAAGAUUGCAGUAUUGAUUACAGACAUUAUGGGGAACGAUGGUAACACAAUUACUUUUUCAUGUAAGAUCAUGUGCUGAUUAAACUUUUUGAAUCCACCUUUUGUCAAACUUUUGUUAAUCUGAAAAGAGAACUUAUGAUUAUACUGAUAUUGUAGGUAUUGCAAAACCAUUCAAUGACAACACUUUAGCUCAUUUGAUUCCAACAUUUUUUUAUUUUAUAUACAGUAUAUACUGUAUAUAUUUGCAACACUAUGAUAACAUAAAGAAAUGGUGGCUAUUUUGGCUAAGUUGGAGAUAAGGUUUACAUUACAGUAAAGAAAAUGUGCAUGAUUGUUGACAUGUAGUAAUAUCGUAUUUCAGGGUUUGAUAAAAAUGAGUGAAAUUAUAUAAAGAUAGGAAAGUAUAUUACACAUACAACUGCCAUAUGGACAAGCAGGGAAGAGUAAACAUUUCCUCACAUGCCUCACUGACGGUCAUCUGCAUAUUUAUUUUAAUGUUGUACCAAAUAAAGGGCUGUUUGUUAUUUUUGUCUAUAUAAUCUUGUAUUAUGAGGUUAUUAUAAGUUAAACAGAUGAGAGUAAGAGGCGGCAUUAGUGAUUAUUGUUAGAGUUGUUUUAAAGGCCACAGUGUGACCAUUGACCAACUAAAUAACUUGAUCUCAUUUUUCUAUUUCACUGAAUUGACCUUUUACAGAUUACCUACCAUCAACAUUUGGGACUCUCCAGAGAAUUCUUACGGUACACAAAACAACUUGGCAACAUGUUCAUCCGACGUAUUCCUUUAUAUUAGUUUGACUGCACCACAGAGGGACCACCUUUCAAUACUCACUGUAUACACUCUGAUAUUUUACAUUUGAUGUGACAUUUUUUUAAAUCAAAAUCAUGUACUUGAAA